This is a messenger RNA of Nematostella vectensis (starlet sea anemone), 1134 nucleotides long. RefSeq names its product universal stress protein in QAH/OAS sulfhydrylase 3'region. The transcript is spliced from 4 exons. NCBI's taxonomy places the organism in Eukaryota, Metazoa, Cnidaria, Anthozoa, Actiniaria, Edwardsiidae. The record is from RefSeq and is a predicted model, not a curated record. Bases 118 to 585 code for a protein of 155 amino acids.
AAAGACAAGUCGAAACUCUCCAGAGUCUGGAUCCCUAGCUGAGUGCUGUCCCUCGAGCAACCAAUUUCAGAGACGUCACAAGUCGUGAGCAACGUGCUUUUUGAUCUUACACCCACCAUGGUCGCCUCCAGGAAACUGUUAUUCCCCAUUGAUGACACAGAACAUACACUAAAUGCCUUUAAAUAUUUCUUGGACAAGUUUCGUUUGGAUGACGAUCACGUGAUUCUCUGUCACGUGGUGAAAGGGAUCUCCGUAUCAAAUGCCGCAGAGAGGGAAAAGCUGCUGGACGAGGCGAUGCAAAAAAGCAAAAAGGAUCAUGAAAAACUAGCGGAAAAAUACCGUCUAGAGGCAAAGGAUAUUGAAAGGUUGACGUUGAGCUUCGAGCUGGUUUUCGGCAAGCCCGGGGAGUCUAUUGUCCAAUUCGCCAAGGAGGAGAAAGUCGAGGCCAUCGUGAUGGGGAGUAGAGACCUGGGCACUUUUGCACGAGCCCUUAAUAGCAGCGUCAGCAAUUAUGUAGUACAUCAUGCGGACCUUCCUACCGUCAUAAUACCAAGAAAGCAAACAGCGGAGGCGAAACAAGCCUAGACUGGACUAAUUUUCAAGUAUUGUUAGCCCUAAAUUUGAUGAGCAAAAAAGGAAUUAUGUUAAUGUUUUCGUAGCCUACUAGUAGGCGUUUAUUGGUGUUUCCGCGAAGAAAACCCGGAUUUCGCUUCGAAUGGCCCCUUCUUGAAUUACGACCGCGCACAAACUGGAUAUGAGUACAAAAAGGCAAAAGCUGGUGAGAGGGUUGGGGGGAAGAGAGUUCUUUCGCCUCUCUCGCGGAAACACCAACAACGCCUACAAAUAGCUAAUGUUUUCGAUUCACUUGCUUACUAAUAACACAGACAGUAGGUAGAAUCAAGAAACAAGUAGUAAUCUUAACGGAUGUAUUAGUUCUUGUCUUUCCCUCUUUUGAUAUUUCACGUAACUCUCUCCCCACCCAAGAGCUAUUUUAUUGUUCUUGAACCUUUUUGGGAUUUUUUUUUCUAUCAUCAUGUCUAUCCAUAAUGAAAUGUUCUUCGCACUCCGCUCCUUGCAUGAUGACGUGCACCAGCACAUCCAUUUGCGUAAAAAUAAACUGUUAUAAAAAAACAA